AUGAAUAAUGGUAGUUUGGAUGGAGGGGUCCCGGCUUUGCAAAGUCGUGACCCUCAAUUGCCGUCGUUUUCAAGAGCUUUUGAGAGGUUCACACACUACGAACCUGGUGAGAAUUACUGGACAGUUGUCCACAAGAAGAGCAGUUUCUUUACACCAUCUUACUUGACAGGUUCUAGCUACAUGCAGAGGUUGGAGGCAGCACACAAAGUAAAGGAAGCGCAAAGAGAGACGCAGCAGCAAUCAACAAGUACCUUACCGGCCGGUAUUUCAACGACAGGUUCAUUAGCGAACAAGCCGCCGGCAUCUCAUCUAGGAAUGACAUACGACCUAAUUGAACGAGUACCCGCAAUCGAGGAUGACAAUUCGAUACCCCCUUUACCCACUAGAUGGAACAAAGAUGAUAAGCAUGGUCCGUUGGAGGUUAUAGCAGAUGGUCAGGAAGUUAAGUAUGCAGCCAGCCGCAAUUCGAGAGAGCAGGAUCACGAAACCUGUUCUAUACGAGCCGAUCACCCAAUGCCAUGGCAAGCUGGGAUAUAUUACUUUGAGGUUACCCUUCUCUCUAGAAGACGAGAUGAAACUACCGUGUGUAUCGGAUUCUCGACCAAGAACGUUCCCUUGAUGCGACCACCAGGUUGGGAGCCCGAAUCAUGGGGCUACCAUGGUGAUGAUGGCGACGUCUACUCAGGACAGAACGUUGGAAAACCAUUCGAGGGCGGUGCAUUUGGUCCAACGGAUACUAUUGGGUGUGGUAUUAACUUCCGAACUCGUGAAGCUUUCUUCACCAAGAAUGGACAAGAUUUCAAGACCGCGUUCCGAGACAUAAAGGGGGAUCUUUAUCCCACUAUCGGCAUGAAGAAAGCUGGAGAGCACAUUCGUGUUAACUUUGGUCAAACGAUAUUCAAGUUCGACAUUGAUCACAUGGUUAAGAAAGAGCAAAUGAAGAUUAGGACGGCUAUUAAUAGAACGAGCAUUGAGAAGUUAAUAUCGCCUCCCAUGGGUGAGACGGAGCUCAUUCAACAACUAGUCUUGCAAUUCUUACAGCACGAUGGAUAUGUAGAGACAGCUCGGGCAUUUGCCGAGGAGAUUCACACUGAGAAACGAAAUCUUCAAAUAGACCAACGAACACCAAUUCCGGGUAUCAACAUUCGGGAUGACGAAGAUGCCCAUCGCAGACAACGUAUUCGAAGAGCCAUUCUUGAGGGAGACAUUGAGAAGGCCAUCAAGUAUACCCAAGUCUACUAUCCAGCGGUUUUGGAGAAAAACUACGACGUAUACUUCAAAUUGAAGUGUCGGACCUUCAUUGAAAUGGUUCGGAAAUCCGCUGAACUUAGCAAUCCCGGAACUAAGAAGAAUAACGGCCACGCGUACGACGACAUUCCUAACAAGAUGGACGUCGAUGAGAACGGCUUUUCAGACCAGAUGGAGGAAGACGGCUUAGAAUCUCAAACAGGCCAAGAAAGCCUUCUUACCAAGACGAUCGAAUACGGACAAUCCUUGCAGGAGGAGUUUCAGGACGACCCGAGAGGAGAAAUUAGCAAGACACUCGCCGAGGUUUUCUCGCUUGUAGCUUAUCCAAACCCGCUCCAAGUCAAGGAAGUUGCGCCUUUACUAGACCGCAAGGGCAGAGUAGCUGUAGCUGAAGAGCUCAACGCCGCCAUACUCUCGUCUUUGGGCAAGUCAUCGCGAUCGGCAUUAGAAAACGUCUACGGCCAAACGAGCGUGUUACUAGAUUACCUUCGCGAGGAUGGUGGCCCUGGAUCACUUCUUACUAUACAGUCUAUCAUCGAUGAGGUGCCGAAGUCGCAGCCUUUCUAG
Molecule: messenger RNA, 1815 nt
Organism: Annulohypoxylon maeteangense
Lineage: Eukaryota; Fungi; Ascomycota; Sordariomycetes; Xylariales; Hypoxylaceae
Product: SPRY-domain-containing protein
Exons: 8
Coding region: 1-1815 (604 amino acids)
Biological process (GO): cytoskeleton organization; cell surface receptor signaling pathway
Cellular component (GO): cytoplasm
Molecular function (GO): protein binding
Source: RefSeq, a predicted model, not a curated record